CAUUAUUGUAUUUAAAUUUUUAAGUAAAAAGAAUCCAUAUAUGGUAUUAUUCCUAGGCCAAUUCUUUUGAUUUAUACAUUAAUAUAAUAAGUGUUUGUUAGUGUUUCAGUUUUAGAUGAUUGACGAUCAAAACCUUAGUUUCAUUGCCAAUUUUUUGGACAUCUUCAUUUUUUCUCUAGUAAUUGUAUAUCAUUAUGUUGCAGCUGACCCAAAGUAUGAAACCAACUAAGUCUUAUCGGCUAUGUUAUAUUUUUUUUCUUGUGUAGACUCUGAGCUCCUCUCUUUUUUAUGAAUACUAUGGGUUGAGAUUUUAAUUUUUAUUCUUUUACUUUAAUAUUUUAUAUAUAUUAUUUAUUGAUCAGUAUUUUAUUUAGAGAUUUUUUCUAUUAUAAACUUAAAAUGUAAUAAAUUUACAUUUAUGACCCUAAAAAAGGAAAUAAACAAAAAUGGAAAUUAAAAAGUUGUUAAUUACAAAAAUGCCGGCUGAGAAAACGGAAAGGGAAACUCCAUCUUCUUCGUGACCAGCCGAUCCUUCUUCGUGACCCAGCCGUCCAACCCCAACAACCCAAUCUCAACCAUUUUUCUUCCAAAAACCAGCAAAAUCAAAUUCAAUUGAAAAUGUAGAACUCCUAGGAAACCAGCUGAAUCCCGAAAAUCCAAAAUCAAAAACGAAAAGGAAAAAAAAAAACCAGCAAACCUCCAUUGAUGUACAAAAAAAACUCAAAAACAACAAUCAUUGAACAAAGAAAUCGCGAUCAGAGGAGAAGAACCGAGUAGAAGGAGAGCUGGAAAUCAAAGAAACUCACCCAUGAUUGAAUCAGAAGGAGAAUUGAAGGAAACGGAACCAUUACAAAUAUUGGUGCAGAGCAAUGGGCAUUGGGAUGACAACAGAAACUAUGUUGAUUAUGAAUCAAGUGGAGAAUUAAUUUCGACCAAGUGCACUUUUGAGGAACUAAUGAGAAUAAUGAUGGAAGAACUCCAAUGCAACCAUGAAUCAACACAACUACAACUGAAAUAUCAACUGAAGGAAGGAGGCCAACCACUACAAAUCAAGGAUGACAAAAGUCUGUUGUUCUACAUAAAGCUAUUAACGAAGGAGGUUGAUUUCACAAGGUACCCAUUGUGUGUGAACAAAACCAGUAACACGGCACCACCUAACCAAACAAUGGUGUGGAACAAUAUGAUCAUGGAAUCGUAUGAG
Molecule: messenger RNA, 1201 nt
Organism: Cannabis sativa
Lineage: Eukaryota; Viridiplantae; Streptophyta; Magnoliopsida; Rosales; Cannabaceae
Product: dolichyl-diphosphooligosaccharide--protein glycosyltransferase subunit 4A-like
Exons: 2
Coding region: 116-229 (37 amino acids)
Source: RefSeq, a predicted model, not a curated record